AUGUCGUCUGAUUCGAGCGAUACUCGGCGUGUAGUGUGCUUCCAUGGAUUGAUCGCAGAUGUGUUGACUUCAACCACAGACAAGAACCCAUCACGGCGAUUUCACAGAUGUCCAAAUGAAGAUAAUAAUCUGUUGGAGAAGCAAUUAAAGUGCACAAAAUAUUCUGAGAGUUUGCUUGCUGAGAAGUUAGAAUUGAAGGAGAAUGAAAUUAUUAGGCUACAAAACAAGAAUGAUGAUUUGGAGAAGACCAUUGCACAACUAGAAUUGAAGGAGAAUGAAAUGUUUAGGCUGCAAAACAAGAAUGAAGAUUUGGAGAAGACCAUUCAUGCCAUGUGCAAGCUACAAAACAAGAAUAAAGACCUAGAGAAGGCCAUUCAUGCACAGCUAGAAUUGAAGGAGAAUGAAAUUAUUCGGCUACAAAACAAGAAUGAAGAGUUGGAGAAGGCCAUUCAUGCAAUGUGCAAGAGAAAGAAGAUUGAGAGAAAAUUGAUUUUGUUAGUUUUAGUUUUUUGUGUGGCUAUGUUUUGUAAUGGAGUUGGAAAUGGAAAUGGUAGACUGAUGCUUAAAUAG
This is a messenger RNA of Striga asiatica, 570 nucleotides long. Lineage: Eukaryota; Viridiplantae; Streptophyta; Magnoliopsida; Lamiales; Orobanchaceae. The record is from the annotation of a GenBank genome assembly.